AUGUCUGCAGAGACCUCUGAACGUGAACGGGACACAUUGCAAUCCGGUGAUUAUGUUUUAAUGCGAAAAUUGACCGGAGUUAAACCAACUCUUGCCCGUCUUAGAAAAGGAGCCACGAUCACCGUUGAUAACUUGACUUUCAAAGCAGACCCGGUGCUCGGGAAGAAGUUUGGAGUGUAUACCGCUCAAAAUGGACUACUUGGACCGGAGCCAACAGAUGUGGCGAAAGGUAGGAGGUUUUCUACAUUGUACUUGGUGUUUAGGUGCGAGGCCGGCGAAUUUUGAUCGAAAAUUUGUUGUUUGAUAGUGUGAUGGGUUUAUAGAACUACUGGCAAGGAAGAACGUGGCUUAUUGUACCUAUUUCAGAGCUCAGUAAAAUACGAGAGCUGUCCAGAGGAGAGAACGAGGCGGGAGAGAAAAAUCAAGUCAGUUUGGUGAAGGAUAAGGUCCAGCUGAAGAAGGCAAAUAAAGCGCAAUGCGCAAUUAUUGUCGAAAAAGUGAAUACUAGGCUCUUAGCCGAGUUUUACUACUUCCGGAACCCAGAAACUGUUGGAUUCUUCAGGUAAGUUAUUUUACUUCGGUUUCUUCGAAUUUUAGGUAAUAGAGCAGUUAAAAUCUAAAGUAUUCGGAUAAUAACGUGCAUAUUUGCAGACCAGACACUGCUGCUCAGAUUCUUCACAAUUCGGGGAUCAAGGCGGGCAGUAAGGUUUUGAUUUUUGAUCAAUGCUUUGGUGUAAUGACGACGUAUAUAGUGGAACGGCUAGGCGGAGAAGGAAGCUGUGUGGUGAUUCAUAAUGGAGUGUCGGCAUCGGGGAUCACAUGUUUUCAUAAUCGGCAGUUUCCUAAACAGGUAAGGUUUAAAAAUUAGGUUUUUUGAAAAUUUUAGGUGUAAAGCCAUGGAUAAUAUAAAUUCUUUGCCAAAAAGGCUGAAUUUGAGGCUUAUUUUGGUUGGAAUAUUUUGCGGAAUCUGUGUUCUUACUUUUUAGGCAGUCAGAAGUUGCCUUUGCUCUGAUUAUUGUCUAUUUACAGAUCAAAGAAACUCUGAUGACCCUACCUCUAAAAUCUCUUCUGAAACCUGAUCCUGAGGAUACAAUGGAAACCGAAAAUGCGGAAAAUGGGGAAGCAGAGGUCACAGAAGAAAAGCCUGAGAAGGUUCUUGAUGAAGCUGCCAGACAACGACAGGUACGGCCUCUUUUUUAUAUUAUCCUUGUUUAGGAAGAGGCAAUCGCCCGCGCCGAGGAGAAAAAAGCUCGUCAGGAGGAGGCGGUUCGUUGGUUUGACGGUGAAAUUGCUGGAUUUGGCCAAUACGACUCUCUUUUGGUGAUUUCGAAGAAUAUUUCGAUCGUGUCGGUCUUCGAAUUGGCAUUUAGAGCAGUUCGAACAAGCGGAACGGUGCUGGCGUAUUCUCCGUAUGAAGAGGUUCGUAACAUUUUUAUUGUGUUUUCAAGUCAUUUAGAGGAUUUUGAGAGAGAAAUUUGGACCACUUUCGCCUAGUACAAUAUAUUAUCCAUCAAAUUUUAGGAGAUGGUCAAAGCCAAAACCUAUCUGGACGCCCGAAAUUGCGUCAACACCGAAAUUCGCUCAACAAAAGUCCGAGAAAUCCAAGUCCUACCCAAAAGAACACAUCCAUUAAUGCAGCAGCUCGUGGUUGGCGGUUAUUUCAUAUCCACGAUCAAAGGAUACGACCCAAAACAGGUGUAA
Molecule: messenger RNA, 1701 nt
Organism: Bursaphelenchus xylophilus (pine wood nematode)
Lineage: Eukaryota; Metazoa; Nematoda; Chromadorea; Rhabditida; Aphelenchoididae
Source: the annotation of a GenBank genome assembly